AUGUCAGACAAAAAUUCUGAUAUAAACAUUUCGGAAACAAGCCUAAUAAACAAGGCUACAUCUUCAUCAAAUAAUCUAACGGAAAGAAUUCACACAAGUACUACAAAUGACUACAUAAAUGAAAAGCUAGGAAGUGUUGAAGAAGUUUCAUCCUUUGACUAUGUUCAAGAAGCAGCAAAAACAGGCCGUUUUCGUAGAUGGGCAGACUCUUUCAAGAGAGCUGAGAAAUCCACUGAAGCUGAAGAUGGUGAGUCAGGAAGUAUUUAUAAUGGUAAUGAAAGCACAGAAUUGAAAAAGGCUAUGAAAUCAAGACAUGUCGUCAUGAUGUCUUUAGGUACUGGUAUUGGUACUGGUUUAUUGGUUGCUAACGCUAAAGGUUUAGCCAUCAGUGGACCUGCACCAUUAGUCAUCGGUUACGGCUUAGUCUCUUUCAUUACAUAUUUUAUGAUUCAAGCAGCUGGUGAACUAGGUGUCACCUAUGCAUCAUUACCAGGUAACUUCAAUGUCUAUUUCGGUACUUUAGUUUCUAGACCAUUUGGUUUCGCUACAGUAUGGCUUGCUUCUGUUCAAUGGUUAACAGUUAUCCCAUUAGAAUUGAUUACUUGUGCAAUUACUAUUAAAUAUUGGACAGAAAAAGUGAAUGGUGACAUUUUCGUUUUAAUCAUUUACGUUUUCUUAUUGUUCAUUCAUAUAUUCGGUGUGAAGGCGUAUGGUGAGGCUGAAUUUUUAUUCAACACGUGCAAAAUUCUAAUGAUUGCAGGUUUUAUUAUUUUAUCCAUUGUGAUUAAUGUUGGUGGUGCAGGCAAUGACGGUUAUAUUGGUGGUUCUUACUGGAAUAACCCAGGUGCCUUCGCAAGUGACAAUGCAGCCUCGAGAUUCAAGAGUAUAUGUUACAUUUUAGUCACAGGUUAUUUCUCCUACGGUGGUACUGAAUUAUUUGUUUUAUCAGUCAAUGAACAAGAAAAUCCAAGAAAAUCCACACCACAAGCUGCUAAGCAUUCAAUCUACAGAAUUCUUGUCAUCUACCUACUGACUAUGAUUUUAAUUGGUUUCAAUGUUCCUCAUGAUAGCGAUCAAUUGAUGGGAUCAGCAGGUUCUUCUGCUCAUGCUUCUCCUUACGUUUUAGCGGCAUCUCUUCAUGGUGUAAAAGUUGUACCACAUUUCAUCAAUGCUGUUAUUUUAAUUGCUCUUAUCUCUGUAGCUAAUUCGUCCUUAUAUGCUGCCCCAAGAAUGAUGGUUUCAUUAGCACAACAAGGUUUCGCACCAAAAUUCUUAACGUAUGUUGAUAGAGAAGGUAGACCAUUAUUAGGUAUUGCCGUCUGUGCUGUUUUCGGUGUAAUUGGGUUUGCUGCAAGUUCUGACAAAGAAGAAGAUGUUUUCACUUGGUUGGCUGCUAUAGCUGGUUUAAGUGAAUUGUUUACAUGGAGUGCAUUUUUCCUUUCCCACAUUCGUUUCAGACAAGCUAUGAAAGUUCAAGGCAAAAAUAUAAAAGAAUGUGGUUAUUUAUCUGUAACUGGUAUUUGGGGCUCUAUAAUAGGUCUCUGCUUCAAUAUUUUAGUCUUCAUAGCUCAAUUUUGGGUAGCUUUAUCACCAAUUGGUAACGACGGUAAAUGUGAUGCCCAAGCAUUCUUUCAAAGUUAUCUAGCUUUCCCAAUUUGGUUAGCUUUCUAUUUUGGGUGUAUGUUUUACUAUAAAGACUACACUUUAUUAAAUCCACUAGAAAGUAUAGAUCUUGAUGAUCAUAGACGUAUCUACGAUCCGGAAGAAUUAAAAAAAGAGGACUUAGCAACAAAAGCAGAAUUAAAACGUAGAGGUUUCCACGCUCAAUUAGUUGCUUUCUUCUGUUAG
Tetrapisispora phaffii CBS 4417 is the source of this 1848-nucleotide messenger RNA. RefSeq names its product amino acid permease. The coding region runs from base 1 to 1848 and encodes 615 amino acids. Gene Ontology annotation, biological process: amino acid transmembrane transport. The transcript has a single exon. NCBI's taxonomy places the organism in Eukaryota, Fungi, Ascomycota, Saccharomycetes, Saccharomycetales, Saccharomycetaceae. The record is from RefSeq and is a predicted model, not a curated record. Gene Ontology annotation, cellular component: membrane. Gene Ontology annotation, molecular function: amino acid transmembrane transporter activity.